AUGGCAUUUACAUUUGGCACUCCAGCGAUUACAUCUAGCAGCACGGGUUUUGGAUUUGGAACGCAAAAGCUAGCAACAGGCUUUAACUUGAGCAACACGUCGUUUGGUACUCCAACCACAACAUCAUUUGGUACUACUCCUACAACAUCCUUUGGUUCAUUGUCAUUUGGAGCUCUCUCUACUCCAACGACAUCCAUGAGUCUGAAUUUUGGAUUUGGUAGUACACCAACAACCUCUACACAAACACAAUCUGGUAGUUUGCUCCUAGGAUCCAAUACAGCUACCACAAUGACUACUGCACCUAGUUUAUUUCCUGUUCCUAGCACAUCCGCACCUUUAUUCACAGGCCUUAGUUUUGGAGCAUCAGCCACGACAAGUGCUUCAACAUUUGGAGUUACAUCUAAUACACCCACAACAGGAAGUCUAACUUUUGGUACAACAACUACUAAUACUUUGUUUCCAUCCGGAACUGGAAGUAUUCUAUUAGGUACCAAACCGACAAUUGCUUCUACUAUUGCUACUACCACCACUGCAACUAGCACGAAUCGUGGACUGGGUGGCUUAGACAUCUCUAUCAACAAUAAAGGUUUAUCUCAAGGAAAUAGCAGUUCAACAGCUGCUAAAGAGAAUUUAUUGCCAAAUGAAUUCAUGCAAACCAUAGAUAAAUUCAAGGACUUUGUUAAAACACAGAAGGUUCUAUCCUCGGACAUCGCGAGAGGUUCGGCGAGACCGUUGAAUCGAUGCGCGGAAGAUACGGCAUCCUUAAUGGAAAUUUUGUCCACCUUGUCUGGCUCAGUGCAACGAGACCGUUCUUUCGCUGACAAGCUAAAACAAGACACUGCGCGGGCAUUGCAGAACGCGGAAAUAGCUCAGAGAACUCACGAUACUCCGCCGGGCUUACAGUACGAGAACAACGCGCCUCUUCUUUUCUUCAUGGAAUUAGUCGAAAGCUUCGAACACGAUCUGAUGUUGUUCAGAUCUCAAAUUGAGACAACAGAGAAACACAUACAAGCCAUGAUGGCGCCAAGAACGUUAACGCCGCAGGAAUUAACAAUGGCCAUGAGUAAACUGCACGAGUCUCUGGUAGCAGUCGCUGGCAAACUACAAAGUGUGCACGCCAAGGUGCAACAACAAAAGGAACAGUACAUCAAUUUCCGGAAAUACGUGUUGAAGGAUAAUACGAAUGUUUUCGACAGUAUCAAGGUAAACAAUAAAUCUAGUCGGAACAGCAUCGAAAAGAUCACGAGUGGCCCCACGCCCUUUGGACCAGGAAAUAAAAGCUUUUUAUCGUCGACGGCAUUAAACUCAAACCGGCCGGCAAGUUAUGAAACACGAAAUUCUUUAGUUUGGGAAAAUACAACACCGAUACCGUCUGCUACUAAUAGCGCUAUAGGCUCGUCCAUGAAACCACCAACAGCGAGUUUAAAUUUUAAUCCGACAAUUAAUUUGAUCGCACCGGCGAACGAAUCCAACUCAAACUUUCAGCUUCAGAAACCUCCCGUUGGUAAUAAACGAGGAAAACACUGAAACCUUGUCUCAGAUAUCUUCAUAAUCUGUAAUCCUCACAAAUUUCAAUCUUGUUAUACAAAUCCACCAUACAUUGUACUCUUAUUUAUCGGACUGUUAGCGUUAGCGUUAAAAUAACGAGGUAAAAAGCUUGAAAGAUAUUUUUGUAUGUUCUAUAUUUCGAUCAUGAAAUAUCAUGUAAAAUAGUCUGGUCAUUUCUUUUUUUUAUAUGCGUUAAUAUAUGUACAUGCUAAACUUUAUUGAAAUUUAUAUUUUACAUUACAGAUAGUUUCUCUUACAUUAAUCCUCGUAACCUUCUUUGCUUUAUAUUAAAUAUUUAAAGUUUCAUUAUUUCGAAAUAAUAGUAUUAUUAGUACAUAAGUAUAUAUUAAAAUAAUUUUCUACUGAAAUUUGGCCAGUUUGUCGAAAACUUGUAUAUUUUUACACACUUUCUCGCGUGUUUGUAAUUAAACGAGAUAUUGCGAAAAUCGGUAAUAGUGAAGUAGACAAAUAUAUCAAGCUAAAAUUGGUCCCUUUUUCGAGCAAGAAUGCUAUUUGUAUAAAACACAAACAAGAUAAAGCGAGAACAUUUAUAAAACGGAGUAACAUAGUAAUACUACAAUUUCUAUAUCUGCGUCGAGAGAAUUGUAUUUAACCUAGAGAGGAUAUCGUUAAGUAUAAACAAUAAAAAGCUUCUUUACAUUUCA
This is a messenger RNA of Odontomachus brunneus, 2213 nucleotides long. It is a transcript of the gene Nup58, whose product is annotated as nucleoporin p58/p45-like. Gene Ontology annotation, molecular function: structural constituent of nuclear pore. NCBI's taxonomy places the organism in Eukaryota, Metazoa, Arthropoda, Insecta, Hymenoptera, Formicidae. The record is from RefSeq and is a predicted model, not a curated record. Gene Ontology annotation, cellular component: nuclear pore. The transcript is spliced from 7 exons. Bases 1 to 1527 code for a protein of 508 amino acids. Gene Ontology annotation, biological process: nucleocytoplasmic transport.